This is a messenger RNA of Closterium sp. NIES-65, 813 nucleotides long. NCBI's taxonomy places the organism in Eukaryota, Viridiplantae, Streptophyta, Zygnematophyceae, Desmidiales, Closteriaceae. The record is from the annotation of a GenBank genome assembly.
AUGCGUUUUGGUAAGAUUCUGUACGUUUUAGAGCCGUUAAUUUACAGCAAUCGACGGCGAGAAGCAGCGAGGGGAGGAAUCCUUGCAAUCUCGACGCUCCGAGUGACACUAGAAGCAAACCAACCCCGUCAAGCCAUGGCUUCGUCGUUUCCGCGACGCGUCAGAAUGUCCGUUCCGUCGACCACGUGGUUCUCGUCCUCCUCCCACGUGGUCGUCGCUGCGCUUCUCUGCGUCAUUGCGGCGCGUGCUGCCGCUGCGGAGUGUCUGGUUGGUUCCGGAUUCUACGGAGUUGAUUGCACCGCGUGCCCUGUGUGUCAGAACCUUGGCACGUGCAAAGACGGGCCCGAGGGUGACGGCACGUGCGCCUGCCCUCCCACCACCACGGGGCCUCUCUGCGAGCUCUGCGCGCCCAACUACGACCCUGACACCAAGUGCACCACCAUCCUGGACGCCUGUGCAUCGUACCUAAAUGACACGGCUGCAGAGGACAGCGCGUUCGCCAAGUGGUGCAAGAUGCGACCCAAUGGGGAGUGCAUUACUGAUUUCGACGCCGUGCCGACCCGCUCGACCUGCGGGUGCCAGGCGGGAUUCACCCUUGACGAGGCGACCCAAACAUGUCUUGAUGUUAACGAGUGCAAGAUGAGGCCUUGCGUGGAUGUGAAGUACUCUGUUUGCAUCAAUCUGGUGGGGACAUACAACUGCACGUGCGCAAAAGGUUAUGUGGCUACAUUUGUUGAUUCUCUUAACAUCGUUCGCACAUGUGAGAAGCCAGUUCCUCCUGUGACGACCAAGGUCAUGUUUCCUAUGCCAUGA